Molecule: messenger RNA, 2606 nt
Organism: Rhinolophus ferrumequinum (greater horseshoe bat)
Lineage: Eukaryota; Metazoa; Chordata; Mammalia; Chiroptera; Rhinolophidae
Gene: PFKFB4
Product: 6-phosphofructo-2-kinase/fructose-2,6-biphosphatase 4
Exons: 14
Coding region: 81-1490 (469 amino acids)
Biological process (GO): fructose metabolic process; fructose 2,6-bisphosphate metabolic process
Cellular component (GO): cytosol
Molecular function (GO): ATP binding; fructose-2,6-bisphosphate 2-phosphatase activity; 6-phosphofructo-2-kinase activity
Source: RefSeq, a predicted model, not a curated record
AGGCGGAGCCCCGAGUGGCUACAGUUGGCCCGGCUUCCUGGGGUUGGAAGCCAAGCAGUCCGACUCCUCCUGGCUCCGGGAUGGCGUCCCCACGGGAACUGACCCAGAACCCCCUGAAGAAGAUCUGGAUACCGUACAGCAAUGGGAGGCCCGCCUUGCACGCCUGCCAACGCGGUGUUUGCAUGACCAACUGCCCGACACUCAUUGUCAUGGUGGGCCUGCCUGCCAGGGGCAAGACCUACAUCUCUAAGAAGCUGACUCGCUAUCUGAACUGGAUUGGCGUGCCCACUCGGGAAUUCAACGUUGGCCAGUAUCGCCGGGACAUGGUCCAGACGUACAAAUCUUUUGAGUUUUUCCUUCCAGACAACGAAGAGGGCUUGAAAAUCAGGAAGCAGUGUGCCCUGGCAGCCCUCCGUGACGUCCGGCGGUUCCUUAGUGAGGAGGGGGGACAUGUGGCGGUUUUUGAUGCAACAAAUACCACCCGAGAACGGAGAGCGACCAUCUCUAAUUUUGGGGAACAGAAUGGCUACAAGACCUUUUUCGUUGAGUCCAUCUGUGUGGACCCUGAGGUCAUAGCUGCUAACAUCGUGCAAGUGAAACUGGGCAGCCCUGACUAUGUCAACCGGGACAGUGACGAGGCCACAGAGGAUUUCAUGAGGCGCAUCGAGUGCUAUGAGAAUUCGUAUGAGUCCCUGGAUGAGGACCUGGACAGGGAUCUGUCCUACAUCAAGAUCAUGGACGUGGGGCAGAGCUACGUGGUGAACCGAGUGGCUGACCACAUCCAGAGCCGUAUUGUGUAUUACCUCAUGAACAUCCACGUCACGCCCCGCUCCAUCUACCUGUGCCGGCAUGGGGAGAGUGAGCUCAACCUCAAGGGCCGGAUCGGCGGGGACCCGGGACUGUCCCCCCGGGGCAGGGAGUUUGCCAAGAGUCUGGCCCAGUUCAUCCGUGAUCAGAACAUCAAGGACCUGAAGGUCUGGACAAGCCAGAUGAAAAGGACAAUCCAGACGGCCGAGGCACUGGGUGUGCCUUACGAGCAGUGGAAAGUCCUCAAUGAGAUCGAUGCGGGCGUCUGUGAGGAAAUGACCUACGAGGAAAUUCAGGAUCAUUAUCCACUGGAGUUUGCCCUGCGGGACCAGGACAAGUACCGGUACCGGUACCCCAAAGGGGAGUCCUAUGAGGACCUGGUCCAGCGACUUGAACCUGUCAUCAUGGAACUGGAGAGGCAAGAGAACGUGCUGGUCAUCUGCCACCAGGCUGUGAUGCGCUGCCUCCUGGCCUAUUUCCUUGACAAGGCGGCAGAACAGCUGCCUUACCUCAAGUGUCCUCUGCACACCGUCCUGAAGCUGACCCCUGUGGCUUACGGUUGUAAAGUGGAGUCCAUAUUCCUGAACGUGGUGGCUGUGAACACGCACCGGGACAGGCCUCAGAAUGUAGACAUCUCGAGGCCUUCAGAGGAAGCCCUGGUCACAGUGCCUGCUCACCAGUGACUGUCUCAGCCACUGCAACCCUGGCCAGGUGGUGAUUUCUACAGACAAGGUCAUUCCAGGCUCCCCUGGCCACAUGACAGUCACCAUGCAGGAACACCCUCAAAGCCGGAUGUGGCUCGUGGUGCCCAGAACCCCCACCCCUGUCUGCCUGCUUCCUGUUGACAGCGAUGGGGUUGUACCUGGUGCCUGACCUGCUGCUGAAAAUCACUCAGCCAGACUGUGCCUGUUCAGGCUGGUGAGACGUUGCCCAGCACCGGACCCUGUUGUAGCUUUGGGCACCUCUCUCACCUGUCAGGUUGGCUUCAUGAAGUGUGAAACCCUAAAAUGUGAAAUGAAAAGCACUUGCUAUGAGGAUCCCACCAUGGCCGGGCUGCCUGGGGUGGACCUGGGGACCCCUGCAGGUGCCCUGCAGUCCUCUCCUCUCUGUGGCCACUUCUUGAGUCAGAGGCGAGGGCUUCAUGGGCUCCUGAGCUCCACUGCCUUCCGUCAGAGGAGAGCCCUUCCCAGCCUGCCCUGCCGAGAACUGAAAGCUUCUGCCAUGGCCCUUAUGUCCGAGCCACUCAGGAAAGCAGUGUGCUCACUUCACCACAAUGCAAUGUGCAGACGCCUGCAGGGAGCACAGCAUUUACAGUGACCCUUCCCAGGCGUGCCUACACUGGAGUACUUGUGGGAGCUGGUGGCCAAGGCCGCCCCUUCCCGACUGCUCCCAUGGUGAAACCAUGGAAAGACGGUAUUGUGUGAGUUACCCUUCCCAGUGCACAUGCCCAAGUGCUCAAGGGAGAAGCUGCCGUCCCAUCACCCCUCCUGGCCCUGCCCUCCGGGCGCCCUCCCGCCCCUGGCUGCCUGUGUCCACACAGGAGUGUACCCGGGGGCAGGGACAUGUAUUUGCUGUGAAUGAUGGAGAAAAGCUUGUUGUGGUCCUGUAAAGCCCAUCCUGGCAUUUGUUGUCCUCCACCUGUGAGACUGAGCAGGGGGAAGGCUGACACUCGGAGGCAGCCUUGUCCACGGGGGAUUUUUUCCCAGACACAUCACAGCUUUUGAUUCAUGUGAACGGGCGCCUGUUGAAAAUAACCUCGGGAAAUCUGCCAUCUCUCAUGCCCCUGAGUUCUUUUUUUU